Sus scrofa (pig) is the source of this 2306-nucleotide messenger RNA. RefSeq names its product radixin (gene RDX). Gene Ontology annotation, cellular component: cytoskeleton. Gene Ontology annotation, molecular function: actin binding. The record is from RefSeq and is marked provisional. NCBI's taxonomy places the organism in Eukaryota, Metazoa, Chordata, Mammalia, Artiodactyla, Suidae.
GCGGCGCCUCUCCUCUCCGGCGGCUCAGUGCUCCCUCACCGCCUCUCCCUCCCAGCCACAGCCACGAGCCCGGCGCCGCCGCGCAGCGCCUCGGCCCCACUCGGCGGGAAGAACCGCCCGCUCUCCGGAGGUACAACAGAAUUCAUAAACGUAAAGAAUUUUUAAAGACGAAAAUUAAAGACAAAAAGAGAAGGAAAAUGCCGAAACCGAUCAAUGUAAGAGUAACUACAAUGGAUGCUGAGCUGGAAUUUGCCAUUCAGCCCAAUACAACUGGCAAACAGCUUUUUGAUCAGGUGGUGAAAACAGUUGGUUUGCGUGAGGUUUGGUUUUUUGGGCUGCAGUAUGUGGACAGCAAGGGAUAUUCUACAUGGCUUAAACUAAAUAAAAAGGUGACACAGCAAGAUGUUAAAAAAGAGAAUCCUUUGCAGUUCAAAUUUAGAGCUAAGUUCUUUCCUGAAGAUGUUUCUGAGGAACUGAUUCAAGAAAUAACGCAGAGACUUUUCUUCUUGCAAGUUAAAGAAGCUAUCUUAAAUGAUGAGAUAUAUUGUCCCCCAGAAACGGCAGUUCUUUUGGCUUCCUAUGCUGUCCAGGCCAAGUACGGAGAUUAUAAUAAAGAGAUUCAUAAACCAGGCUACCUGGCUAAUGAUAGGCUCCUACCCCAACGUGUUUUGGAACAACACAAAUUGACAAAAGAACAGUGGGAAGAAAGGAUACAGAACUGGCAUGAAGAACAUAGAGGAAUGCUGAGGGAAGAUUCUAUGAUGGAAUACCUGAAGAUUGCACAAGAUCUAGAAAUGUAUGGAGUCAACUAUUUUGAAAUAAAAAAUAAAAAGGGAACUGAAUUGUGGCUAGGCGUUGAUGCUUUGGGUCUGAAUAUUUAUGAACAUGAUGAUAAGUUAACACCUAAAAUUGGUUUUCCUUGGAGUGAAAUCAGAAAUAUUUCAUUUAAUGACAAAAAAUUUGUUAUAAAGCCAAUCGACAAAAAGGCACCUGAUUUUGUUUUUUAUGCACCUCGCCUGAGAAUCAAUAAGCGGAUCUUGGCAUUAUGCAUGGGAAACCAUGAACUGUACAUGCGAAGAAGGAAGCCUGACACCAUUGAAGUGCAACAGAUGAAGGCUCAGGCGAGGGAGGAGAAACAUCAGAAGCAGCUGGAAAGGGCACAACUAGAGAAUGAAAAGAAGAAAAGAGAAAUAGCAGAAAAGGAAAAGGAAAGAAUAGAGCGUGAAAAGGAAGAGCUAAUGGAACGUCUGAGGCAAAUUGAAGAACAGACAAUGAAAGCCCAGAAAGAACUGGAAGAACAGACUCGAAAAGCUCUAGAAUUGGACCAGGAACGAAAACGAGCAAAAGAAGAAGCAGAAAGACUUGAAAAGGAGCGUCGAGCUGCUGAAGAGGCCAAGUCUGCUAUAGCAAAACAAGCUGCAGACCAGAUGAAGAAUCAGGAGCAGCUGGCAGCAGAACUUGCUGAAUUCACUGCCAAGAUUGCCCUUCUUGAGGAAGCCAAGAAGAAAAAGGAAGAGGAAGCUACUGAGUGGCAACACAAAGCUUUUGCAGCCCAGGAAGACUUGGAAAAGACCAAAGAAGAAUUAAAGACCGUGAUGUCUGCCCCACCUCCACCUCCGCCACCACCAGUCGUUCCUCCGACCGAAAAUGAACACGAUGAACAUGAUGAGAAUAAUGCUGAGGCUAGUGCUGAAUUAUCAAACGAUGGGGUAAUGAACCACAGAAGUGAGGAGGAACGUGUAACUGAAACACAGAAAAAUGAGCGUGUUAAAAAGCAACUCCAGGCAUUAAGUUCAGAAUUAGCCCAAGCCAGAGAUGAAACCAAGAAAACGCAAAACGAUGUUCUUCAUGCUGAGAACGUUAAAGCAGGCCGCGAUAAGUACAAGACUCUGCGACAGAUCCGACAAGGCAACACAAAGCAGCGUAUUGAUGAGUUUGAAGCAAUGUGAGAGCUGUUAUUUUGCAUACAUGUUCUUCAUAAGCUGAACCACCAACAGAGAAAAGCAGGCCUUUGCAGAUGUGAUGGAAUGCCUCCCACCUUGCCAAAGCACUUGUACCAGUCUGACUGUGGUGGCUAAAAGACACAGGGGAGCUCGUCAGCAUUAAGGCAGUGUAAUACCAUCCUUGGUUUUCUUUUUCUUUUGGGCCAGGGAAUGGAGAACAGUGUUCCAUCACCUCCUUUUUCACGUUUUUCAUUUUCCUUUUUUUUCUGUUGUUACAGAUUAACACUAAUUAUCAUGUUUGACAAAUGUGUAUGUAUGAUUUAAGCACUUUGUACAUUUUAAAGGAUGAUGUGACUUAAUGAG